This is a messenger RNA of Hypanus sabinus (Atlantic stingray), 5211 nucleotides long. RefSeq lists its product as uncharacterized. The coding region runs from base 225 to 1202 and encodes 325 amino acids. NCBI's taxonomy places the organism in Eukaryota, Metazoa, Chordata, Chondrichthyes, Myliobatiformes, Dasyatidae. The record is from RefSeq and is a predicted model, not a curated record. Gene Ontology annotation, molecular function: catalytic activity. The transcript is spliced from 2 exons.
UGGCUGUAAUGACUACUUGCAGCUACCCUGAUGCAGAGGUGGAACUGUCUGUUGUUCCUUGGUGUUUAUCUCUUCCUGUCCUCACCCCUGUGAGUAAGUCUGGCUGUUCUGCUGUUGCCCUGUGUGGGAAUCUGUCUUGUCUUGCCCUUGCCUCUGUGGGGUAAGUCAGGCCAUUCUGCUGUACCUGAUGGAUGGUCCUGCCCCACCUUGGUGUGGAGUUAUAGAUGAGUCCUGGCUCUAUGUCUGUGUACUGUUCUGUCUCAUGUCAGUGUCCUGUUAAACAAUUAAACAUUUGUAACAAGGUGGAUGAAUUGAAUGUGCAGAUAGUUAUUAAUGAAUAUGAUAUAGAUGGGAUCACAGAGACAUGGCUCCAGGGUGAUCAAGGAUGGGAGCUCAACAUCCAGAGAUAUUCAAUAUUCAGGAGGGAUGGACAGGAAAGAAAAGGAGGUGGGGUAGCAUUGCUGGUCAGAGAGAAGAUUAAUGCAAUAGGAAGAAAGGACAUCAUCCUGGAGGAUGUGGAAUUGAUAUGGGUAGAGCUGCAUAACACUAAGGGGCAGAAAAUGCUGGUGGGAGUUGUAUGCAGGCCACCUAACAGUAGUACUGAGGUUGGGGAUGGCAUUAAACAGGAAAUUAGAAAUGUGUGCAAUAAAGGAACAGUAGUUAUAAUGGGUGACUUCAAUCUACAUAUAGAUUGGGUGAACCAAAUUGUUAAGGGUGCUGAGGAAGAGGAUUUCUUGGAAUGUAUGCGGGAUGGUUUUCUGAACCAACGUGCUGAGGAACCAACCAGAGAACAGGCCAUUCCAGAGUGCGUAUUGAGCAAUGAGGAAGGGUUAGUUAGCAAUCUUGUCGUGCGAGGCCCCUUGGGUAAGAGUGACCAUAAUAUGGUGGAAUUCUUCAUUAAAAUGGAGAGUAACAGAGUUAAUUCAGAAACAAAGGUUCUGAACUUAAAGAAGGGUAACUUUGAAGGUAUGAGAUGUGAAUUAGCUAAGAUAGACUGGCAAAUGAUACUUAAAGGGUUGACGGUGGAUAUGCAAUGGCAAGCAUUUAAAGAUCGCAUGGAUGAACUACAACAAUUGUUCAUCCCAGUUUGGCAAAAGAAUAAACCAGGGAAGGUAGUGCACCCGUGGCUGACAAGGGAAAUUAGGGAUAGUAUCAAGUCCAAAGAAGAAACAUAUAAAUUAGCAAAAAAGUGGCAUACCUGAGGAUGGGGAGAAAUUCAGAGACCAGCAGAGGAGGACAAAGGGCUUAAUUAGGAAAGGGAAAAAAGAUUGAGAGAAAGCUGACAGGGAGCAUAAAAACUGACUGUAAAAGCUUUUAUAGAUGUGUGAAAAGAAAAAGAUUGGUCAAGACAAAUGUAGGUCCUUUACAGUCAGAAACAGGUGAAUUGAUCAUGGGGAACAAAGACAUGGCAGACCAAUUGAAUAGCUACUUUGGUUCUGUCUUCACUAAGGAAGACAUAAAUAAUCUUCUGGAAAUAGUAAGGGACUGAGGGUCUAGUGAGAUGGAGGAACUGAGGGAAAUACAUGUUAGUAGGGAAGUGGUGUUGGGUAAAUUGAAGGGAUUAAAGGCAGAUAAAUCCCCAGGGCCAGAUAGUCUGCAUCCCAGAGUGCUUAAGAAAGUAGCCCAAGAAAUAGUGGAUGCAUUAGUGAUAAUUUUUCAAAACUCCUUAGCUUCUGGUUUAGUUCCUGAGGAUUGGAGGGUGGCUAAUGUAACCCCAUUUUUUAAAAAAGGAGGGAGAGAGAAACCGGGGAAUUAUAGACCUGUUAGUUCGACAUCGGUGGUGGGGAAAAUGCUAGAGUCAGUUAUCAAAGAUGUGAUAACAGCAGAUUUGAAAAGAGGUGAAAUCAUUGGACAAAGUCAGCAUGGAUUUGUGAAAGGAAAAUCAUGUCUGAUGAAUGUUAUCGAAUUUUUUGAAGAUGUAACUAGUAGAGUGGAUAGGGGUGAACCAGUGGAUGUGGUAUAUCUAGAUUUUCAAAAGGCCUUUGACAAGGUCCCACAAAGGAGAUUAGUGUGCAAACUUAAAACACAUGGCAUUGCGGGUAUGGUAUUGAUGUGGAUAGAGAAUUGGUUGGCAGACAGGAAACAAAGAGUGGGAGUAAAUGGGACCCUUUCAGAAUGGCAGGCAGUGACUAGUGGGGUACCGCAAGGCUCAGUGCUGGGACCCCAGUUGUUUACAAUAUAAAUGAUUUAGAUGAGGGAAUUAAAUGCAGCAUCUCCAAGUUUGCGGAUGACAUGAAACUGGGCGGCGGUGUUAGCUGUGAGGAGGAUGCUAAGAGGAUGCAGGGUGACUUGGAUAGGUUAGGUGAGUGGGCAAAUUCAUGGCAGAUGCAAUUUAAUGUGGAUAAAUGUGAGGUUAUCCACUUUGGUUGCAAGAACAAGAAAACAGUUUAUCUGAAUGGUGGCCGAUUAGGAAAAGGGGAGAUGCAACGAGACCUGGGUGUCAUUGUACACCAGUCAUAGAAGGUGGGCAUGCAGGUACAGCAGGUGGUGAAAAAGGCAAAUGAUAUGUUGGCAUUCAUAGCAAAAGGAUUUGAGUACAGGAGCAGGGAGGUUCUACUGCAGUUGUACAAGGCCUUGGUGAAACCACACCUAGAAUAUUGUGUGCAGUUUUGGUCCCCUAAUCUGAGGAAAGACAUUCUUGCCAUAGAGGGAGUACAAAGAAGGUUCACCAGAUUGAUUCCUGGGAUGGCAGGACUUUCAUAUGAAGAAAGACUGGAUCGAUUAGGCUUAUACUCAUUGGAAUUUAGAAGAUUGAGGGGGGACCUUAUUGAAACGUAUAAAAUUCUAAAGGGAUUGGACAGGCUAGAUGCAGGAAGAUUGUUUCCGAUGUUGGGGAAGUCCAGAAUGAGGGGUCACAGUUUAAGGAUAAAGGGGAACCUUUUAGAACCGAGAUGAGGAAAAACUUCUUCACACAGAGAGUGGUGAAUCUGUGGAAUUCUCUGCCACAGGAAACAGUUGAGGCCAGUUCAUUGGCUGUAUUUAAGAGGAAGUUAGAUAUGGCCCUUGUGGCUAAAGGGAUCGGGGGUAUGGAGAGAAAGCAGGUACAGGGUUCUGAGUUGGAUGAUCAGCCAUGAUCAUACUGAAUGACAUUGCAGGCUCGAAGGGCCGAAUGGCCUACUCCUGCACAUAUUUUCUAUGUUUCUAUGGGCUCCCUCUAUCUUUGAUAAGAUAAGUAUGCCCUGGACUGCUUUUUCAAAUUAGCUAGCUGCUUUAAAUGUUGUAUUAUAGAUUUUUUACAACUUUACUUAAUUUACAGUUCAGCAUCUUUUGGGGAAAAGAAGACAGCAUCCAAUUGAUGCAAGUCUGUCAGACAGGGUCCAUUGUAAGAAUCUUCCUAUGGAGUAUAAUCUGUAGCCGAACGCUUAUAGAUUUCUGAGGCCAGUGUCAGCUCUGAGCAUCUCCCAACUCUUAUUUACGUGCCAUGCUGUGAGUCUGGAAACUAAAAGCUGCACUGUACAGUUUUUCUGGAAUAGCAUAGGGUUAUAGAAAGUUUCUUGGCUUGUGUUAGCAUAACACCACCUUGGUACCACACAAUUUUGAACUUUCCAAGUGCACUUGAAAUCAACUCAAGGAAGGCAAGGACCAAGUGACAAAUAAGGGUGGCCUACAACAGCCUAGAAAUUCCAGCCCAAUAUUUUGUGGAUGAAUCACCAUCACCAGUGGAGCCAAAACAUGACUACUUCCCAGAACAGUGUUUCAAUGCCCUUUACAAACACCAGAUCUGCCAUACUGCGUGCCUCAUCAGGGAAUGUAAAAGUGUAAUUUCAUUUGAAUAGGGUACUUACUACAUAAAAGUAUAAUUGGUAAGACCUCUGAGUUAUCUAGUUGAUGUCCUUUUGACAAUGGAUCAGGAGCUAGUGACUUGUAUAAAUGUCUCUUUUAAUGCCUGGCCUGAAUAUAAUGAGCAAUAAGGCCCCUAUCAUUCUCCAAGUUUCAACUGCUGUGAGGAAGAGUAGCUAUUAAUAAGUUAUUUAUUCUUCCAUUUUAACAUUUUCUCAUGCUUUAAUUUCCAUGCCAAUUAAAACAUUAUGCUCAGGCUGAGAACGUAAACAACUUGCUAUCAAAGGUUUGCCAAAAUCAUUCCACACGAACUCACAAGCAAUCAGGUGAGAGUAGUUUCAUUAUUUAGCAUCUAAUGUUAUGUGAACCAUAGCUCAGUGGCAGCAACUGCUGAUGUUGAUGGGGGCAAGGUGUGGAUUCAAAUGUUACCACCUUCACUUGAACAUAUUUUCCAGGCUGAUAUUUUUGCUUAGUAACAAAACUAUCAUUUGAAUGUGGUGUUAUUUUGAGACUUUGCCUGUGUAGUUGAGUUGACUUAAAAUAUCCUCCAGCAUUUUUUCUGAAGAAGAACCGUGUGAUUCUUUCUGGGUUUUUUUUAGACGAUAAUUAUCAUUUUUACCUCAUUAAAACAAGGUUAUCUAGUCAAAAUAUCACUAUAAAUCAAUUAGUUGCUAUGUUUCCUACUUUACAAGAAGCAACUACAUUUAAAUUGAAUUUCAUUCUCAAUAAUGUGUUCUAGAGUUUUCCGAAAUCCAAGCCCACUGUUUUCUGUAAGGAGUUUGUACGUUCUCCUUGUGACUGUGAGGGUUUCCUCCAGGUGCUCCGGUUUCCUCCCACAGUCCAAAGACGUACUAAUAGGUCAUUGCAAAUUGUUCCAUGAUUAGGCUAGGGUUAAAUCAGGGGCUGCUGGGCAGUAUGGCUGGAAGGGCCUACUCCGCACUGAAUCUCAAUAAAUAAAUAAUAUUUUGCUUUAUUUUUUAAAAAAAACUCAAACAUGUCCUGUUUUGAUCCAAUUCAGUGCAAUGAUGUUCAAAAUAUUUGGCUUUAUCCUGUACGAGGGGUGAUUUCUAAGUUUGUGGCCUAAGUUAGAAGGAGUCAAUUCUUGAAAACCUAGCACAUUUAUUUUUCAACAUAGACCCUCCUACAUUUACACACUUAGUCUAGCGGUCGUGGAGCAUACAGAUCUUGGACCUCCAGAAAGUGUCCACAUCGGGGUGAUUGAUAAGUUUGUGGCCUAAGAUAGAAGGAGAUGAGUUAAUAACUUCAAACUUUCUGCAUAAUCACUCAAAGAAUUGACCUGCAUAUGCAUGUAACAAGAGCCGUAUUACUCAUCUCCUUCUACCUUAGGCCACAAACUCAUCAGUCACCCAUCUGUGGACACUUCCUGGAGGUCCAACAUCCGUAUGUUCCAUGACCGCUGGACUAAGUGUG